This is a messenger RNA of Aureococcus anophagefferens, 183 nucleotides long. RefSeq lists its product as hypothetical. The record is from RefSeq and is a predicted model, not a curated record. Gene Ontology annotation, biological process: regulation of endocytosis; regulation of ARF protein signal transduction. The annotation marks the transcript as partial. Gene Ontology annotation, molecular function: GTPase activator activity. The transcript has a single exon. NCBI's taxonomy places the organism in Eukaryota, Pelagophyceae, Pelagomonadales, Pelagomonadaceae. Gene Ontology annotation, cellular component: Golgi membrane.
AUGUCGAUCCGCAAGGAGGUCGAGAAGAUGAGCAAGCGCCCCGAGAACAUGCACUGCGCCGACUGCCGCGCGCCCAAGCCCAACUGGGCGUCGUGCUCCCUGGGGACCUUCAUCUGCUUCAACUGCAGCGGGCUCCACCGGGGCCUGGGCACGCACCUGAGCUUCGUGCGGUCCGUGACGCUG